Diabrotica virgifera virgifera (western corn rootworm) is the source of this 2659-nucleotide messenger RNA. RefSeq names its product zinc finger protein 883-like. The coding region runs from base 744 to 2513 and encodes 589 amino acids. The transcript has a single exon. Gene Ontology annotation, molecular function: RNA polymerase II transcription regulatory region sequence-specific DNA binding; DNA-binding transcription factor activity, RNA polymerase II-specific. The record is from RefSeq and is a predicted model, not a curated record. Gene Ontology annotation, biological process: regulation of transcription by RNA polymerase II. NCBI's taxonomy places the organism in Eukaryota, Metazoa, Arthropoda, Insecta, Coleoptera, Chrysomelidae. Gene Ontology annotation, cellular component: nucleus.
GACUUUCGGCCCUCGCUAAUAACGUAAACUUUCAUUCUGGGUUUAAAUUUUUCAAAAAUUCUUAUUAGUUUUCUCAGGAUUCGAAAAAAAAAUGAAUCCCCAUUUGAAUAGCAUUGCAGCCGAAAAUACGUAACGAUCCUCUUAAUAAGUAAAUUACAAUUACUAUUUAGGUUUAUAAACUUCGUUGGAGAGACGUCCAUUUCUCUACUUAUUGUCAUUAGAGUCACUGUCAGAAUAAUAUAUAAUAGUGGUCCAUUACUACGUGCCAUAGAACCCUAAGAUGAACUCUAGGCUAGUGUGGGAAUGUCGAUACGAACAUAACAGUGUUAUACUGGUGUGGGUUCCAGAUCAUCGGGAUAUUACGGUAACGAAAGAGCUCAUGCACUUGCCAGGAGAGCAUCAGCUACAAAAUACCUUUGGAGACAUCGUAGUGACUCAAAAUAUGUAUAUGGGACCCACCCACUAGACCUGCAUAAGCUAGUACAGGGUUCUAGAAUUCUGGAAUGAGGUUUCAUAAAGUAAUGGAACAUGCCAUGUGGCUGCAGUACGACUGGUUCAUAACAGAUGGCUUCCAAAGGUAAAAAACUACUUGCCAUAUGUUCCCGAUCUGGGCCAUCUCAGUUCUCUAAUGCCCAUGAUGUUUUUUAUUCUUUUGAUCUUCUUUUCAAUAACGUGUUUUAUGGGUUAUUGUUUUAAUAAUGUUUUACUUAAAUAUUUUACUAACGUGAGUUUUUUUUAGGAUAAUGAACAAUCCAACUUUUUUGUUCGACACAUUAUCAUAUUCCGAGAGUUCCAGCCUUCAAAAUGUUCCAGCCUCGUCCAAUCGACUACUACAUGUCCAAAGAGGAACAUCCAAGUAUUACAUUAUUUUACCAAAGAACUCGGUAUCUGCGGCUGUGCCAUCAGAAACCCAACUGGUGCCAUUAAAAACUUAUCCACCUGCACUUAAAGUAAUGCCAUCACCAAACCAAUUGUUGAUGAAAACAAAGACUUCUUCACCGGUACUUAAAGUAAUCCCAAAAGUUAUGUUGGCAUCAAAUACUGUUGGAUCUGGAUCUACACCUUCACUGAGAGUAAUCCCAACUAAAGAUCUAAUAAAUCCCUUGACAACUUUGUCAAAUGUAUAUCCAAAUACACCAGUCGUAAUCCAGAGUGAAUGUGCUUCGUCCACAUAUGUUAAUCCUUUCGACUAUACUCGUGACGUAAAAAAUACUUCAUCGUCCAUCUGCACACAAAAAAUGGCCAAUGUAGUAAAAGACGACCAAAAUUUAAUGCAGCAAAAAAUAUGGGCCUGUAAAAUUUGCAGAAAAGAAUUCCAUGAAAAAGAAUUUCUUCUGGAUCACUACGAAAUGCACAAGAAUACCACAGAUCAGCUUGGUGAUAUCGACGAAAAUAACGAUGCAUAUAACAUAGGUGGUAAAGAUGUAACUUGUCCAAUUUGUUUGACGACCCAUAUUACCAUAACUAGCUAUCAUCAACAUGUUGCUAAUAAACACAAACCAAAAGACCAUAAUUGUGAUAAGUGUAAACAUGCUUUUACUGACAAUUUUGACUUAAGUAUUCAUAAUACCAAGCACAAUCAUGAUCCAGAAUCGUACGAGUGCGUUGUAUGCAAGAAGUUUCAUACAAAAAACACCAGAAUCUUAUACGAGCAUAUAUCCAAAGAGCAUGUAAAAGAGGAAAUGUAUUGCAAUGGAUGUGACAAGACGUUCUUAUCGAAGGCGUGGUUCGACAUUCACAAAAUAUUUCACGUAGACAUUAAUAAAGCGAAUACUUAUAAAUGUGGCCGAUGCGAAUCUGAAUUCACUUCCAACUAUUCCUUGAUGGAACAUAUGCAAGAAUCCCACACCAAAUACAAAUGCAAUCAGUGUGAUGUAACCUUUCCCUACAAGCAAAAUUUGGACAUACAUAACAGCCAUUUGCAUGUAACUGAAGGAGAGUUUCUUUGUAAUGAAUGUGGGAAAACAUUUACAAAAUUAACAAAUCUUAGGUCUCACGAAACAGUCCAUAAGGAGGCUAGGUUUGUUUGUUCAGUCUGUGGUAAAAUAUUUAAAAAGAAAGAAGGCUUGGACCUUCAUAUGAGAGUUCAUACUGGGGAAAAACCAUAUAAAUGCAAUUUCUGCGAAAAAGCUUUUGCUCACAAGAGCGAUUGUAACACACAUCGAAGAAUUCAUACUGGUGAGAGGCCAUAUUCUUGCUCCAUAUGUAAAAAAUCUUUCUUUUGCUUAUCCAGUUUUAAGAAACAUAAGCGAGUUCAUACAGGCGAGAGACCAUAUCAUUGUUCCGAAUGUAAGAAAUCUUUCUCCCUUAGAUCCAAUCUUAAGAAACAUAUGCUAGUCCAUACCGGGGAGAAACCAUAUUCUUGUUCUAUAUGUAAGAAAGCUUUCUCCCAGUCACGCACUCUUAAGAUACAUGAGCGAAUUCAUACGGGGGAGCGAGCAUAUCCUUGUUCCAUAUGUAAGAAAGCUUUCUCCCAUAUAUCCACUCUUAAUAAACACAUGCGAAUGCAUUAGCGACAAGAACCGAAUCAUUCUUCCAAAUAGUCCAGGGGGCAUCUGUUUUGAGAUGGACGUUGACAGGUGAUUCAAAUUUUUUUGCAGAAAUUACUUGAAAAUAACUCAAAUAAUAAUAUUUGAGUUAUCCUCCCACUCAAAAUGGC